Molecule: messenger RNA, 1936 nt
Organism: Ochotona princeps (American pika)
Lineage: Eukaryota; Metazoa; Chordata; Mammalia; Lagomorpha; Ochotonidae
Gene: RRM2B
Product: ribonucleotide reductase regulatory TP53 inducible subunit M2B
Exons: 9
Coding region: 189-1229 (346 amino acids)
Biological process (GO): deoxyribonucleotide biosynthetic process
Cellular component (GO): cytosol
Molecular function (GO): ribonucleoside-diphosphate reductase activity, thioredoxin disulfide as acceptor
Source: RefSeq, a predicted model, not a curated record
UAGGGCUCUGCGGGAGUGGGCGAGUCCCGGCCGCCGGGGGCGGGACCAGGCCGGGGCCGGCGGGCGAGCUCGCGGGCCGGAGCGCAAGGGGUGGGGCGAACCGGUGGCUGCCUAGGUCUGGUCCUAGUUAAGGGUGGCUGGAGGCGCUCGGUUCCCUCGUCCCCGCUAGCACUGGCGGAGUCUGCGCGAUGGGCGACCCGGAAAGGCCGGAAGCGGCCAGGCCCGAGCAGGUUGAGAGGUUAUCUUCAGAUACCAAUGAAGACGAAGAGCCACUCCUAAGGAAGAGUUCUCGCCGGUUUGUCAUCUUUCCAAUUCAGUACCCCGAUAUUUGGAAGAUGUAUAAGCAAGCACAGGCAUCCUUCUGGACUGCAGAAGAGGUUGACUUAUCAAAGGAUCUCCCUCACUGGAACAGGCUCACAUCAGAUGAGAAGUACUUCAUCUCUCACAUCUUAGCCUUUUUUGCAGCCAGUGAUGGAAUUGUAAAUGAAAAUUUGGUGGAACGCUUUAGUCAGGAGGUUCAGGUUCCAGAGGCCCGCUGUUUCUACGGCUUUCAAAUUCUCAUCGAGAAUGUUCACUCAGAGAUGUACAGUUUGCUAAUAGACACUUACAUCAGAGAUCCCAAAAAAAGGGAAUUUUUAUUUAAUGCAAUUGAAACAAUGCCAUAUGUUAAGAAAAAAGCAGAUUGGGCACUGCGAUGGAUAGCAGAUAGAAAAUCUACUUUUGGGGAGAGGGUGGUGGCCUUUGCUGCUGUAGAAGGAAUUUUCUUCUCGGGAUCUUUUGCUGCUAUAUUCUGGCUGAAGAAGAGAGGUCUGAUGCCUGGACUCACUUUUUCCAAUGAACUCAUCAGCAGAGAUGAAGGACUGCACUGUGACUUUGCUUGCUUGAUGUUCCAGUAUUUAGUGAAUAAGCCUUCGGAAGAGCGAGUCCGAGAGAUCAUUGUGAACGCUGUGGAAAUUGAGCAGGAAUUUUUAACAGAAGCCUUGCCUGUCGGCCUCAUUGGGAUGAACUGCAUUUUGAUGAAACAAUACAUUGAGUUUGUAGCAGACAGAUUACUCAUGGAACUUGGAUUCUCAAAGGUCUUUCAGGCAGAAAAUCCCUUUGAUUUCAUGGAAAACAUUUCUUUAGAAGGCAAAACGAAUUUCUUUGAGAAACGGGUUUCAGAGUACCAGCGUUUUGCAGUUAUGGCAGAAACCACAGAUAAUGUCUUCACCUUAGAUGCAGAUUUUUAAAACCCUCUGUAAACCCAUCACUGGGCAGAUAGCAGUAUAUUUUUCCAUGCUUUUUCCCCCACCCCCUAAACAUGAAGUAUCUCUUUAAAGAGGGGGCAUUUAUUUAAAAGGAAAUCCCAAACCAACUUCAGUCAAGUUGGUUUAUAUCAAGAUACUUUUUAUUUUCUUGUAUAACAGCAAGACUGUGACCUACAUGCCUUUGUUUUGUCACCAGAAUGUAAGGUGGUUGGCAGUAUGGGGUGAAGGGUAAGAAAUGAGUUUUGGAUUCUGUGCUUGUUCCUUUGUAUAGCCCUUAGCAAGACUUCAAUAUACUUAUCUUUUAAAUGGGUGUGAUAGUAGGUCCUAAAUGUGCAAUAUAGAUGUGAGAUUAAGAUGGAAAAAUAAGUGUUUUGCCAACUACCACCACACUAUUAUUUAUCAUUAUUAUGAUUGUUAGUAGUGUUAAUUACAGUAAUGUGGCAAAAACGCUAUUACCUCCUUAAAGUAAUCGUGAUUCUAGAUCAUUAGAUCUAGAAUUAAGUCCACCUUUGUACUUUUAAUGUCUGGGAAAAGAAUGUAAGGAUUUCCUUAAAAAGAUGAUAACUCUCAUAAACAUGAAAAUAGACUUUUUUAAUUUCUCGAGAGGAAAUUUAGUUCUUUGUUGCUUUGAGAAGAAUACCAGUGGAGAAUCCAUGACAUUAUCACAGCAAGUGGCCUUGUGGACAUUG